Messenger RNA from Mustela lutreola (European mink), 4614 nucleotides. It is a transcript of the gene INPP4B, whose product is annotated as inositol polyphosphate-4-phosphatase type II B. Gene Ontology annotation, cellular component: cytoplasm. The transcript is spliced from 27 exons. The record is from RefSeq and is a predicted model, not a curated record. NCBI's taxonomy places the organism in Eukaryota, Metazoa, Chordata, Mammalia, Carnivora, Mustelidae. Bases 545 to 3364 code for a protein of 939 amino acids. Gene Ontology annotation, molecular function: phosphatidylinositol-3,4-bisphosphate 4-phosphatase activity.
GGCCGAGCCGGGCGCCUGAGGGAGCCGCGGGAGCCUCAGGGAGCCGCGGCCCGCGCCCUGCGCCGCCGCCGCCGCGGCCGCCUGCUCGCUUCCUCCGGGUUCUCAGCCCCGGGUGCUGAGGCUCGGGUCUAUAAAUAGCAGGUUACAGCUCCUGCUCGGCGCGCACACGCUCACAAGCGAACGCAGGAAAGUCAGGCUAAAAGUGUCUGCUGCUGCUGCCGCCCCCCACUCCGCCUCCGGGAGAGAACCCAAAGAAAUGGUGUUACCUAGCAAGAGAUCUGCUGUUUUUUAUGAAGAUUCAGAUCAAGGCUGCUGAGCUUUAACUGACGUGGGUCCCUCCCUCUUGAAGCUUGCUGUCUGAGCUCUAAAGUUAGCAAAGCAAUAAUCGAAUAGCAGAGCAAUUUGAGGAAUACAACAGUAAAGCAGAAUUUCAUAGUGGAAUAUAGACCUUUAAUGUGAAAAACAUCUAUAUUAAACUAGGAAUCACUGUCAGUAACAUUUGGACACAGAAAUUUGGAAGAUUAAAUAAGUGUGAAAGUUGAUCAUGGAAAUCAAAGAGGAAGGAGCAUCAGAAGAAGGCCAGCACUUUCUUCCCACACCUCACGCAAAUGAUACUGGGGACUUCCAGUUCACAAGUAUUCAGAAGACUCCAAAUGAACCACAGUUGGAGUUCAUCCUUGCAUGCAAGGAUCUGGUGGCCCCCGUUCGUGAUCGGAAGCUGAACACACUGGUGCAGAUCUCAGUCAUCCACCCCGCGGAGCAGGGUCUGACAAGAUACUCGAGCACGGAAAUUGUGGAGGGAACAAGAGACCCACUGUUUUUGACUGGUGUCACAUUCCCAUCUGAGUAUCCCAUCUAUGAGGAGACCAAAAUAAAGCUAACAGUCUAUGAUGUCAAGGAUAAAUCUCAUGACACUGUUCGAACCAGUGUCCUACCUGAGCAUAAGGAUCCCCUGCCAGAGGUUGGGCGAAGCUUCCUGGGCUAUGCCAGUUUUGAAGUGGGGGAGCUUCUGAAGUCAAAGGAGCAGCUGCUGGCCCUGAGCCUGAGAACUUCAGAUGGUGGCAAAGUUGUUGGCACCAUAGAAGUCAGUGUCGUGAAGAUGGGGGAGAUUGAGGAUGGGGAAGCCGACCACAUCACCACAGAUGUGCAGGGACAAAAGUGUACACUGGUAUGUGAAUGUACAGCCCCAGAAAGUGUGAACGGAAAAGAUAACUUACCUUUUUUGAAUGCAGUGCUAAAGAACCCGGUGUGUAAAUUAUAUAGAUUUCCCACAUCUGACAAUAAGUGGAUGCGAAUCCGGGAGCAGAUGUCAGAGAGCAUACUUUCUUUUCAUAUUCCUAAGGAAUUGAUUUCUCUUCACAUAAAAGAAGAUUUGUGUAGAAACCAGGAGUUAAAAGAACUUGGCGAGCUUUCUCCACACUGGGACAAUCUACGGAAAAAUGUCCUUACUCACUGUGAUCAAAUGGUGAAUAUGUACCAAGAUAUUCUGACAGAACUUAGCAAGGAAACAGGGUCCUCUUUCAAAUCAAGCAGCAGCAAAGGAGAGAAAACAUUAGAAUUUGUUCCAAUAAAUCUACAUCUACAAAGAAUGCAUGUACACAGCCCUCACUUGAAAGACGCUCUCUACGAUGUCAUCACUGUGGGAGCCCCAGCUGCCCAUUUUCAGGGAUUUAAGAAUGGUGGUCUUCGGAAACUACUCCAUCGAUUUGAAAUGGAAAGACGAAAUACUGGAUACCAGUUUAUUUACUAUUCGCCUGAAAACACAGCCAAAGCAAAAGAAGUUCUCAGCAACAUCAAUCAGCUCCAACCUCUGAUAGCAACCCAUGCAGACCUACUGCUUAAUUCUGCAAGCCAGCAUUCUCCAGACAGCUUGAAGAAUUCUUUAAAGAUGCUUUCAGAAAAAACAGAGCUUUUUGUACAUGCCUUCAAGGAUCAGCUGGUCAGAAGUGCUCUUUUGGCCCUCUACACUGCCAGACCAGGAGGUGUCCUUAAGAAACCACCGUCUCCUAAGAACAGCACAGAGGAGAGCUGUCCCCAGGACCCACCCGCGCCGAUGAGAAGGCAGGACUCCAUACCACACCAUUCAGACUAUGAUGAGGAAGAGUGGGAUAGGGUGUGGGCCAACGUGGGGAAAAGCCUGAACUGCAUUAUUGCCAUGGUUGAUAGACUGAUUGAAAGAGAUGGCAGCAAUGAAGGCGGUGGUGGUGGCAGCCAAGAUGGAGAAAAGGACCCCUCUCUAGUGGACCCCAUCAUAACUCAUCCAAGGGAGGACUGGUAUGAACAGCUGUAUCCCCUCAUCCGUACCCUGAAGGACUGCAUGGGAGAAGUGGUGAGCCGAGCCAAGCAGUCCCUGACCUUCGUGCUCCUUCAGGAACUUGCGCACAGCUUGCCCCAGGGCUUGAUGCUGACGCUCAGAAGGGACAUCGUCUUCAGCCAAGCACUUGCUGGAUUGGUUUGUGGUUUUAUCAUUAAAUUACACACAAGUUUGCAUGACCCUGGGUUCCUACAGCAGCUUCACACAGUGGGAUUGAUAGUGCAGUAUGAAGGACUGCUAAGUACAUAUAGUGAUGAAAUCGGAAUGCUAGAGGACAUGGCUGUUGGCAUUUCAGAUUUGAAGAAAGUCGCAUUUAAAAUAAUUGAAGCCAAAUCCAAUGAUGUCUUGCCAGUUAUAACAGGAAGGCGUGAACAUUACGUGGUGGAGGUGAAGCUUCCCGCGCGGAUGUUUGAGGCACUGCCUUUACAGAUUAAAGAGGGACAAUUGCUCCAUGUGUAUCCAGUACUUUUUAAUGUUGGAAUCAACGAACAACAAACUCUGGCAGAGAGGUUUGGAGAUGUCUCUUUGCAGGAAAGUAUUAAUCAAGAAAAUUUUGAACUUCUAAAAGAAUAUUACACAGCAUUUAUGGAAAAGAUGCCACCUGAUUACAUUUCACAUUUUCAAGAACAAAAUGAUUUAAAAGGAUUACUAGAAAAUCUCCAUCAAAAUAUCCAAGCCAAAAAAAGAAAGAAUGUGGAAAUCAUGUGGCUGGCUGCAACGAUUUGUCGCAAACUAAAUGGUAUUCGUUUCACCUGUUGCAAAAGUGCCAAGGACAGGACGUCCAUGUCGGUGACCCUUGAACAGUGCUCCAUCUUGAGAGAUGAGCACCAGCUGCACAAGGACUUCUUUAUCCGAGCCCUGGAUUGUAUGAGAAGCAGACAAACCCAGGGAGCACUGAGUGAAUCCGAUGAUCCCGAAACAGGCUGUCUAACUGAUAACAAGCCAACUUCUCGACACUUCUAUCCCGUCGCCUUGCUGCUUGUCAGCUCACACCUGCUCGUUGUGUGGCUUAUUCUAAGUCUUGCGUUACUAUUAGCCAAAUACCAAUAAGUUUUAUGUUGUAUCCCUUUCUUUUCUACAAAUGACAAUGGACUUUAAAUUACGGGGGGUGAUGCUGUAAUAUUUCUACAUUUUCAAAUUCACAGAAUUAAAAAAAAAAAAAAAAAAAAAAAACCAGACCAAAUGUUUGAAUUGUAAGUGUUUUGUUUGUUUUUCCUAAAAAUCUACAAAAAGAAGUACUAUGCAUUAAGGGAAUUAUUUUGCUCUUUUGUUCAUGGAAAAGUGUUUCCCACUGUGAACUAGCUCAAAAGAAUUUUAAAAUUACCGUCUUUGGAAUAAAACAAAGAACAGAAUCCUGAAAGCUUGAAGUUCUGCACCUCCCGUUUCUCUUCCCAUUCAGUUUAUCAAAAACAAUUAAGAAUGAAUUGGCACAAGGCGCUGAAACCGUGAGACAAGUCUUAGAGACGUGGGAGGUUCCAGACUUGAUUUCCACUGUGCUAAUAUCAUUGUUGCUGUCCGCUGAUAGAACCUUCUGUUUGAUUCCUUAACCUUUGAGUUAUGUUAGUUCUUGGCUUCAAUUGACCCUUCACUGUCACGCAAUUUUAUGGAGAGAGUGGCUCUUUAUGUUUUGUAAUUAAAUUAACCUGUUUGUAAUUAUUGUUUGGGUUGAUUUGGCUCUCGGAGUACUUUUCUAUUCUUUCUAACCAGGUCUUGUUCGUGUCCCACACGCCAUUUUCAGCACCUGUGACUUUUGUACUGUCUGUGCACAAGCCCCCUUCCUUUAUAAAGCGGAGACUUGGACCAGGCUGUUGGGAAAGCCAUUCUUCUCUUCGUUGCACAGCUAAAAUAAUGAAGUAAAAUAGAGAUGAAGUUUUCCUUUAAAAAUCUAUAGGGCCAGACUUAAUCAAUUAAAUGCCUUAUUCUUAGAACCUGCAUCCUUAGGGCUACAUGUAGAUUUUAAUGUGUUUUAAAGAGACUGAGAAGUUAAUUUGUGGAAAAGUUAUUUAAAAAAAAAAGGCAGAUAUAUUUAUGAGACGAAAGUGAAGCCGUAUUGUGGAGCAAAUUAUAUUUAAAGAGUUUAUUAAACCUUAAAUAUCGGUUAAGAGCAAAGAGACUUGAAUCAUCUCUUUCCGAGGGCAAUAACGGUAUUGGGCCUGGCCUAGGAUUUAACUUUGUAAGAUGUAUCAUCAUUUGUGGAAAAAAAAAAAAUGUAGAGUUGACUCUUUGUUAUUUUUACUUGGACUGUUGCUGCAACUCUGCAUUGAACAAAUAAAGCAUAUUUCUUUAUUCUGUGUUUCAUG